UCAAACUAUGAAGAAAUGCACAUAAUUAAGCAAUGGGUUAUAAAAACUAAAAGUCGCCACUAUUGAUUAAAAUGUACUGUAUUAAUUAGGGAUUAAAGACUACAAGUGGUAUGUGUUUUUUCUCCAAGUGUAAGACAGACAAUACGUAAUGGUCGUCUUUUUUAAUUCAUCAAGUUUUGUUCAUAAAAAGGAAAAGUAGAGAGCAAAGAUAACAAGAAGAGAACCAAGCAACGUUUCUCUCUUAUUCCCUGGUCUCUUUGUUGUUUUCUACAAGAAUCUGAGUGAGGAAGUUUUUUGCUUGGAGAGACAUUUUCUUAUGACGGGGAAACGAUCUAAGACUACUUGCAUAUCUGCUUCUCACAAACUAUUCAAGGAUAAGGCCAAGAACCGUGUUGAUGAUCUGCAAGGGAUGCUAUUGGAUCUUCAGUAUGCAAGGAAAGAGAGCAGCGCUACUGAUGUGAUACUGCUUGAGGAGCAAGUGAAUCUGAUGCUUUGCGAGUGGAAGUCAGAGCUCAACGAGCCAUCUCCAGCAUCAUCCUUGCAGCAACAGGGUCAGGGUGGUACUCUGUGGUCUUUCUCAUCAGACAUUUGUCGGCUGCUGCAGCUCUGUGAUGAGGAAGAUGAUGCAACAAGCAAAUUAGCUGCUCCCAAGCCCGAGCCUACUGAUCAGAAUCUUGAACCAUAUGGUCCAUUGGCUGAUCACUGCAAAGAUCCUUUCUUAGUUGUUGGCAACAACUUUGAUGGAACCGCUCAUUUGGAUUACAACCAGUAUGAUCUGCAGCAAGAGUUUGAACCAAGCUUCAAUGGUGGUUUCAAUGAUCGUCUCGGUUAUGGUGUAGAGGGUGGUUCUUUGGAUAUCUCUGCUUUCAUCCCUUCUAUCUGUCCUCAACUCUCUGCUUUCUUGGGUCCAAAAUGUGCUCUUUGGGACUGUCCCAGACCUGCUCAAGGACUCGACUGGUUCAAGGAUUACUGCAGCAGCUUCCACGCUGCACUGGCUUUCAAUGAAGGUCCACCGGGUAUGAAUCCCGUUGUGCGUCCUGGAGGCAUUGGCCUGAAAGAUGGUCUGCUUUUUGCUGCUCUCAGCGCAAAGGCUGGAGGGAAAGACGUCGGUAUUCCCGAAUGUGAAGGAGCUGCAACUGCUAAAUCUCCAUGGAAUGCUCCAGAGCUCUUUGAUCUCACGGUUCUAGAGAGUGAGACACUAAGGGAGUGGCUAUUCUUUGACAAGCCAAGGAGGGCCUUUGAGAGCGGGAACAGAAAGCAAAGAUCUUUACCGGAUUACAACGGUCGCGGCUGGCACGAGUCACGCAAACAGAUCAUGAGCGAGUUUGGAGGGCUGAAGAGAUCUUACUACAUGGAUCCACAGCCUCUCCACCAUUUCGAAUGGCAUCUUUACGAGUACGAGAUCAACAAGUGCGAUGCUUGUGCCUUAUACAGGCUCGAGCUUAAGGUGUUUGUUGAUGGGAAGAAGAACUCAAAAGGUAAAGUAUCAACCGACUCUGUGGCUGAUCUGCAGAAACAGAUGAGAAGACUCACCGCUGAGUUCCCUCAAGAAAACAACAACAACAAACGCUGCAACAAAGGAAAGCCAAAAGUGAGCACAAAAGUGGCGACCAGGAAUGUUCAGAACACAGUGGAGCAGGGCAAUGACUAUGGAGUAGGUGAAGAGUUUAACUAUCUUGUCGGAAAUCCAACUGGCUAUUAUAUCGCCUGAAAAGAAAACUAAAGAAGAACCUCAGGUUUUGAAAGACAGCUUACCAUUUAAUCUGGCAGCAGCAGAAGAAGCUUCUACAUGACUCGUAUUUUAAUCUUUACUUAAAUAACUAUAGUUAUCUCUAUCCAUGGAGAUUAUAUGUAUAUAUAACAAGGAGAUGCAUGACUCUCCUGGAGAUUGAGAGCUUGUUUCUUCUAACCUAAAGUCUUUUGAUGCAUUUUUGACUCUCUUCUGCGAUAUAAUGCAGAAGAUGAAUUAUGUAACCGAUGGGGUAUACGGUU
This is a messenger RNA of Raphanus sativus (radish), 1992 nucleotides long. RefSeq names its product transcription factor VOZ1. The coding region runs from base 317 to 1711 and encodes 464 amino acids. The record is from RefSeq and is a predicted model, not a curated record. The transcript has 3 exons. Gene Ontology annotation, biological process: positive regulation of long-day photoperiodism, flowering; regulation of DNA-templated transcription. NCBI's taxonomy places the organism in Eukaryota, Viridiplantae, Streptophyta, Magnoliopsida, Brassicales, Brassicaceae.